AUGGUAUCAACGGUAUCCUUUGUCUCAACGUUACCGUCGUCACAGCGGGCAAUUGUCCAAAAUGCAAGUGGAAAAGCCAAGCUUGCUGAAGAUGUACUAGUACUGACCCUGCUUCCUGGAACUAUACUGGUCAAAACAAUUGCCGUUGCUAUACAACUAUGUGAUUAUAAAAUGGGCAGAAUGUGCCCCAGCGAGAACGCCGUGGUCGGGACUGACUUCUCUGGUACGAUUGUGCGCAUACACGCCGAUACAAAGACAUCACUUCAACUUGGCGAUCUUGUCUGCGGGCUUGUACAUGGUUCCAACACGAUUGAUGGUCAAAAUGGUGCUUUUGCUGAAUAUAUUCGCGCACCUGCCGAUCUAGUUCUUCGUGUGCCACCUGGACUUUUGCCAGAACAAGCUGCCACAUUGGGCACCGCGCUUGCGACCAAUUGUCUAGCUCUUUGGGACACAUUACGUCUCACAGCAUCUCCAUAUUCCAUUGCAUUGAAGCCUUUUCCGGUACUUGUUUACGGAGGUAGCACAACCGUAGGCACCAUGGCGAUUCAGCUCUUACGUCUUUCUGGGCUAGAGCCAAUCACAACGUGCUCGCCUCAUAACACGGAUCUAGUACUUAGUUAUGGUGCCACCGCUGUGCUUGACUAUUCGGCAUCAAGUACUAUACUUGCCAUUCGCGAACUUACUGGUGGAAGACUUGGCUAUGUUUUAGAUUGUAUCGUUGAUCCUGAGUCGGUCGCCUGUUGUUAUACGGCGAUCGGACGCGUGGGAGGGCGAUACGCAGGGUUGGAGAAAUUCCCUGACGAAGCGCGCGCACGCGUAGCACAGCGCCGUGCUGUCAAGGCUGAGUUUGUUAUGAGGUUGGAGGUUUUUGGAAAGAAGGUCGAGUUGCCGGGGGAAUAUGGCCGCCGGGCUAGUGAGGAACAACACCAGGUCGUCGUAAUUCCGGGAGCUUUCGGCGCAAUCCUGGAUGGCAUUCAACUCUUGCAAAGAGGGGUAAUUUCAGGAAAGAAACUGGUAGUACUUGUUUGA
Messenger RNA from Sclerotinia sclerotiorum 1980 UF-70, 1029 nucleotides. RefSeq lists its product as hypothetical. The transcript is spliced from 2 exons. Lineage: Eukaryota; Fungi; Ascomycota; Leotiomycetes; Helotiales; Sclerotiniaceae. The coding region runs from base 1 to 1029 and encodes 342 amino acids. The record is from RefSeq and is a predicted model, not a curated record. Gene Ontology annotation, molecular function: oxidoreductase activity, acting on NAD(P)H.